Molecule: messenger RNA, 453 nt
Organism: Debaryomyces hansenii CBS767
Lineage: Eukaryota; Fungi; Ascomycota; Pichiomycetes; Serinales; Debaryomycetaceae
Gene: GNA1
Product: glucosamine 6-phosphate N-acetyltransferase
Exons: 1
Coding region: 1-453 (150 amino acids)
Biological process (GO): UDP-N-acetylglucosamine biosynthetic process
Cellular component (GO): Golgi apparatus; endoplasmic reticulum; endoplasmic reticulum-Golgi intermediate compartment
Molecular function (GO): monosaccharide binding; glucosamine 6-phosphate N-acetyltransferase activity
Source: RefSeq, a predicted model, not a curated record
AUGCAAUUACCAGAAGGAUACUCGUUUAGACAAUUACAACAAAAUGACUACUCAAACAAUUAUUUAGAAACAUUAAAGGUUUUAACUACUGUUGGUGAAAUAUCACCAGAAUUGUUUGCGGAUGUCUUCAACAACUGGCAGUCGUUACCGGAGAUAUAUCAGCCACAUGUAAUAACCAAUAAUGACGGAACGGUGGUUGCUACAGGAAUGUUGUUUAUAGAAAGAAAGGUGAUUCAUGAAUGUGGAUCGGUCGGUCAUAUUGAAGAUAUUGCCGUGGCCAAGUCAGAACAAGGGAAGAAGUUAGGAUUUUCUAUGAUUAGCGGCUUGACCGAAGUGGCAAAGAACAAGGGGUGUUAUAAGAUUAUUUUGGAUUGUUCUCCUCAUAACGUUAAAUUCUAUGAAAAGUGUGGAUACAAGAACGAUGGUGUAGAAAUGGUUAAAAGGUUUCCAUAA